GCUGACAGUAAUGACACUAGUUACUGAGUACAGCAGUUUUCCCACUGAAGCUGAAACACAAAGGCUUUGAUGCAUCACAUUUGGCACUUGUAAUGCUUGUCUUAAAAUAACAGUUUGUCCCCGGCGACCAUCUAUGAACAGCGUUAUCAUUUAUAAGAGGAGGCGCAAUGAAUGAGUAUGAAGAAAACAGACCACUGUUGGUCAAUGAUGAACAAACAGAAGAGGACAGCUCAGAGCAAGACGCAUACCUGGACAAAGUUAAGAAUGGAAAGCUGUUCAUGGCCACAUUCGCAGCGGUUCUGGGACCACUUAGUUUUGGGUUUGUGCUGGGCUACAGCUCUCCUGCCAUCCCUGAACUCCGCAGAAUCCAAGAUCCGAGACUGCAGCUCAGCGAAGAGGAAGCUUCUUGGUUCGGGUCUGUGGUGACCAUUGGUGCGGCUCUUGGGGGUCUUUUGGGAGGAUGGAUUGUGGAGAGGAUUGGACGGAAGCUGAGCCUUAUGUUUUGUGCAAUACCAUUCAUCUUUGGGUUUACCACCAUUAUCGCUGCUCAGAACCACUGGAUGUUCUAUGUGGGCAGAGUGCUCACCGGUUUGGCCAGUGGAGUGACCUCUCUAGUUGUACCACUUUACAUCUCUGAAAUGGCUCAUGAGCGUGUUAGGGGAACUUUGGGAUCCUGUGUUCAGCUUAUGGUUGUGAUAGGCAUUAUGGGUGCUUAUAUAACAGGUUUGUUUCUGGACUGGCGAUGGUUAGCAGUGGCAUCAUCUAUUCCUCCCACACUCAUGCUGCUGUCCAUGUGCUUCAUGCCGGAGACGCCACGAUUUCUGCUCUGCCAAGGAAAACGGCGAGAAGCAGAGGAUGUCCUGCGCUUCCUCAGGGGUCCCGAUGCUCCCGCCGAGUGGGAAUGCGCUAGAAUAGAAGAGGCCUACAAAAAUGAAGAGCAAAGCUUCAGUCUGGGGGAUCUGAAGGACCCUGGUGUCUAUAAACCUUUGGGCAUUGGCGUUAUGAUGAUGCUCCUCCAGCAGUUUACCGGCAUCAACGCCAUCAUGUUUUACGCAGAGACCAUCUUCGAGCAGGCCCAUUUCAAAAGCAGUGAUGUGGCCACUGUUAUCGUCGCAGCCACACAGGUGGUCUUCACUGCAAUUGCUGCUCUUAUCAUGGACAAGGCCGGGCGGAAAGUUCUUCUCAUUUUGUCUGGUGUCGUCAUGUGUGUUAGCGAAGCAGUGUUUGGAGUGUACUUCAAGCUGACUGUGAUGAAGCCCAAUAACUCCUCACUGACCAGUGCACUAACAGACGCCCAGGGUCUUCUGGAAGAUCAGCCCUCUGCAGACCUGGCCUGGUUGGCUGUGGGAAGCAUGGGCUUUUUCAUUGCAGGAUUUGCUAUCGGUUGGGGUCCUACUCCGUGGCUGGUGAUGUCGGAGAUUUUCCCCACACGUGUGAGGGGAUUGGGCAGUGCUCUGUGUGUGCUUACUAACUGGACCUGUGCCUUCAUUGUCACCAAGACCUUCCAGAAUCUGAUGGUUGCUCUGAGCAGCGCGGGGACAUUUUGGAUGUUCUCAGCACUGUGUGCUUCUAAUGUCGUCUUCACUGCUUUCUUUGUCCCUGAGACCAAAGGCAAAACUCUGGAGGAGAUUCAAGCCGGUUUUAAAGGGACUCGCAUGCGCUAGAUGACACUUCUCCUCAGCGUCAAAACCAAAAUAUUGAACAAAACAACUUCGACAUGUUGAAGAAUCUUAUUUUAGAAUAUUGCAAAUGUUUACAUGGAAAAUAUGUAUAUUUUGUCUACUUUUUCUGUCAUCUUAAUGUGAUUUAUCUUUGAAUUAAGAGUUUUUAACAUUACUUUUGAACAUAUUGUUACUUUUGGUACACACGUCAUGAAUUAGUGUCUCAUUUUUAACUUGUUUGCAGGUCAUAUGAAUGUGAAGGUCUCCAUAUAAAUACACGAACAGCUACUCAUUUGUCAAGUUUGUAUAAGCUUUAGAUCAAUCGGUUUUUCUAUUUCAUCAUUCUCAGCUUCCAAACAUAGAUUUUAAAUAUUUUUAAGCUGAGAUUUUCAAACUCCAUAGGUUAUAAUGUUGUAAAAUGUGCAUUCAAUGAACUGCUGUGGUUACUGAAUACAUUUUCUGACCUCACUUGUUUACUUUGUGUAUGAAAAAGUUGCCAUAUUAAUACUAAUUCAGUAAACAUACAUGAUAACUGUACAACUCUUCACUGUGUUCUCUAUUAUGGGCAAAAUAAGACUGUCAAAAGUAAAUGCAUUACUUUGAAUUGUGAUAUUGAAUCAUUACUGUAUGAUGCAUUGUUUUGUAUCAUAGAUAUUAACACUAGAUGUUGCCUACUCUAUUAUUGUCUAUUAGAAGGAAUGCAUCAAUAGAGCCGCCAUUUUAGUACAGGGUAGCACUCCUUUGAAUGAAUGUGGGACCAAGGUGCAGUGGAGGACUGUGGCCAUCCAGAGCCAGAGAUAUAUAUACACACACAUAGAUCUAUGAUCGGGAGUGGUCAGUAUGCAAACAUUUUUUUAAAUUACGAAAAUUAUAAUUUUACAUCACUUUUCUACAUCAAUUGAUAAGUGACCGCAUUGGCGACAAAGUGUGUGUUUGUCCGCAUGGAAAUGUAUUAUCCUCCCUCCCUGUUAAAGUUGAUCUAAUCCAUGUCCUGAAACACACCCCCUCUCCUGCUUUCACUUCUAAUGCUAACGGAGGGAGCGAUUAGUUUGUGAAUGAAUCCCCUUUAUGAACAACUCAUUCGCUUAGCUGACAGUAACACAAGUUUCUAGCACCGCAGCAUCUUGUCAUGUUUCAUUUACAUAGUUUGCUUAUUUUAUUCAUCAAAACUAGCAUAAGCCGAGAAUUUAGUGCAAGUUGGUGCUACUUUGCUUUAUGGUCAGUGCAGUAAGAGACUGUAUUAUCAUCAACACUUGUUUAGCACAAAAGUUCGUAACAUACAAAAACGUAAAAAACGAAAUCUUACCUAUGUUGUUCUGUCUUUGUGCUAGGUUUUCUUUGUUUGCUUAUUACUACACCCGUACACAGCGCUGAAGUCCAGCAUCUUCACUUUGGCUUUGACAUCUGAACACUAUGACAUUUGUCCUGGGAGCACUGUACCAAUGUGGCGGCGCUAUUGAUGAAUGCUCAGGGUCCGUAUGCGAUAUCUAGUGUGUAUAUCUAUGGUUUUGUAUUAAUUAAAAGAUGGACCAUUAAAAUGCCAAAAAAUGUGAUAUGCUGUUUUUAAUUGCAUUAAAAGUAAAUUAGGUGAAAUUGUUUGUCGGAUAUUCUAAAGAGCACAGUUAAACUGAACAAACUCAACCAUGUAAGUAUUUGUCACCUGACUGUUUCUUCCUAAUAAAAUGACUUUUAUUAAAUUGA
Danio aesculapii is the source of this 3362-nucleotide messenger RNA. It is a transcript of the gene slc2a8, whose product is annotated as solute carrier family 2 member 8. The record is from RefSeq and is a predicted model, not a curated record. Gene Ontology annotation, biological process: transmembrane transport. The coding region runs from base 168 to 1664 and encodes 498 amino acids. Lineage: Eukaryota; Metazoa; Chordata; Actinopteri; Cypriniformes; Danionidae. Gene Ontology annotation, cellular component: membrane. The transcript has 10 exons. Gene Ontology annotation, molecular function: transmembrane transporter activity.